GGUCGUCUCGAGGAGUCGUAGCCGCCGCGCCGUAGAAGAUGUCCAGAGGGGUCGUGACCUUCGCUCUGCUGCUCUCACUGGCUCUGUGCUUCAGGCCCUCUGCAGCAAACAGGCGUUUCCCGUACAGGAAGCUGCUGUGCUGCACUAAAGUCUCCUCUUCCAACAUGACCAGCAAAGUGAUCGGCCACACGUAUAGAAAACAACCUUUGACCUCUCGCUGCCCGGAGGCCUUAAUCUUCGCCACACAAGCAGGAACGGUGUGCGUGGAUCCGGCGGCCGAGUGGGCCCAGAGGCUCGCUGCCAGGAUGACGAGGCUGUGAGGGACGACGCGCCUUUGAAGCCAGACGCAUUUUGCAUCCCCAAACUGAAUUUUUUAACGAGACAAUUAGCCGGGUGUGAUUUAAAUUCUGUUUCAAGGGUAUUGUUGACGAUGUUUUCUGCCCUCCAA
Molecule: messenger RNA, 448 nt
Organism: Cyclopterus lumpus (lumpfish)
Lineage: Eukaryota; Metazoa; Chordata; Actinopteri; Perciformes; Cyclopteridae
Gene: ccl34b.4
Product: chemokine (C-C motif) ligand 34b, duplicate 4
Exons: 4
Coding region: 39-320 (93 amino acids)
Biological process (GO): immune response
Cellular component (GO): extracellular region
Molecular function (GO): chemokine activity
Source: RefSeq, a predicted model, not a curated record